CAAACACCUUCAUUUUUAUAUAAUCCCAAACUCCAUGAAUCCCCCCACUCUCACCCCAUCCCACGCGCCGUUACGCGCGUCAACCCUCACUCCCCCACGCGCCCUGGAGAAUUUUGCCCUAAUCGCCUGCGACCUCCCCCUACCCCUAUAUCGUGCACCAUCAUGCUCCAUCGUUCACGCCUCCGAUCCCUGUGUUUCUGUUCUAAUUCGAUCUGGAAAUUGUGGUUGUUCUGUUCAUUGUUUUAGAUCUUCUCGAGUCAAAGAUGGAGCCUAUGGAUAUUGUUGGUAAGACGAAAGAGGAUGCUUCGUUACCGAAAGCUACAAUGACUAAAAUAAUUAAGGAGAUGUUGCCUCCAGAUGUACGUGUUGCACGAGAUACCCAAGAUCUUUUGAUCGAGUGUUGUGUAGAGUUUAUUAAUCUUGUAUCAUCAGAAUCAAAUGAAGUGUGUAGUAGAGAAGACAAAAGAACAAUCGCACCCGAACAUGUUCUCAAGGCAUUAGAGGUUCUUGGUUUUGGGGAUUACAUAGAAGACGUUUAUGCUGCGUACGAACAACACAAAGUCGAAACCGCCGACACUGUUAAAGGUGGAAAGUGCACGAAUGGAGCUGAGAUGACUGAAGAAGAAGCAUUAGCCGAGCAGCAAAGGAUGUUUGCAGAAGCACGUGCUAGAAUGAACGGUGUUGCAACCGCGACCACAACCACAACCGCCCCUAAACCGCCUGAUGCUGAACCAAGUCUCAACUGCUAACUUUUAGAUCCGGUUUUAAAAUAUAAAAUUAGGCAGGAUUUCUUACCUACCACCCUAUCAUGUAUAAAGUCCAUUUGGGUUAGUUAACUACCACCUGUUUGAAUCUCAAUGUAUUUUGUACUUCUAAUUUAUGUCUAUAGGUUUGCUGAUUAGUAAGAGUUAGUUAAAGACAAAGCUGCAUCUUAUUUGUUAGGCAUAUUGCAGCAGCAUGAAUGAUUUAUGUUGAAAGGGAAUGAGAUAGGAAGAAUUGCUAACUUUUGUUAGUUUUUAUGAUUUAAUCUGAUCUAGUUUUUCUUAA
Messenger RNA from Helianthus annuus (common sunflower), 1047 nucleotides. RefSeq names its product protein Dr1 homolog. Gene Ontology annotation, molecular function: protein heterodimerization activity. NCBI's taxonomy places the organism in Eukaryota, Viridiplantae, Streptophyta, Magnoliopsida, Asterales, Asteraceae. The record is from RefSeq and is a predicted model, not a curated record. The coding region runs from base 264 to 749 and encodes 161 amino acids. The transcript is spliced from 6 exons.